This is a messenger RNA of Haemonchus placei, 1191 nucleotides long. Lineage: Eukaryota; Metazoa; Nematoda; Chromadorea; Rhabditida; Trichostrongylidae. The record is from the annotation of a GenBank genome assembly.
AUGAUUUUUCUGGGGAACAUGUAUGAGCUGACAGAUGUAUCUAAACCAGUCGGGUUGGUCCUGCGAGAGUGGACCAAAACUUACGGCAAAGUCUAUGGUAUUCAAGAGGGAUUGCGACGGACGAUUGUAAUCAGCGAUGUUGAGAUGAUUCGCGAACUUUUCAUUAAAAAGUUCGACUAUUUCUACGGUCGAAAGAGUAACAUCAUUGGAGGUGAUGUGGAGAAAGAUUCUCGAGUUCAUGUCUUUGAAGCACAAGGUGUACGAUGGAAACGCCUCAGAGCAAUCUCUAGCCCUGCUUUUUCCUCGGGCUCUUUGAAAAAGGAGUUUACAAUGGAUGUGAUUAGUCGCAUCGCAAUGGGUCAACAAGGUUCUCAGAUGUUCAAGGACAAGAGGAAAGUGGCUACUAUGGACUCCGUCACGAAACAUUUAACGCGGGAAGAAAUUGCUGCUCAGUGCUUCGUAUUUCUCCUAGCGGGCUUCGACACUACAGCCACCUCAUUAGCGUUCGUCACCUAUCUGUUGGCGAAGAAUCCUCGAGUUCAGCAGAUUCUACAAGAAGAGAUUGAUCAGCAUUGCAACAGUGAUAGUGAGACAAUCAACUAUGAGACUCUCUCAAGUAUGAAGUAUCUCGACUCCGUCAUGAAGGAAUCCUUGCGUAUCUAUCCCCUAGCAGUCAUAGCUAACUCACGUCGCUGUAUGAAAUCGACCACGCUUGGACCGAUUAGGGUUGAAGAGGGUGAAUUCGUGAUAGCCGAUACCAUGUCUCUCCACUUUGAUCGCGAUCUUUGGGGAGACGACGCAGAGGAAUUCAGACCUGAAAGGUUAUUGCUUGUACUUGAAUCCCUACCGAAACAGAAAUUCUGGUAUCUGAUACAAUAUCUUAGACGCGGGAUUGCCAAUCACCAUAAACGACAAGAGUUUGAUAAACGCUUGUUCAGAUGGACUGAAUCUACGGAAAGGUCGUCAGCGGCGUUCCUGUCUUUUGGUCUUGGUCCAAGGCAGUGUAUAGGAAUGCGACUAGCUCAUAUGGAGGAAAAGCUAGUACUCGCUCAUCUACUCAGGCGGUAUGACAUCAUUGCAACAAACGAUACCGAGGUAAUUCUGCUUUUUGUUCUUCUCAGGUUUUCAGUGGUUGUUUUUGCCGGUUAUAAAUCGUCCUCGAUCUCCCUUGCAACUAGUGUAUUGAACUAA